AUAUAUGUACUCUUCGUUACCAACUUGUUGAAUGCAUUGCAGUAACAAAAGCAUAAGAGGUGGUUAAGCAGAGAAAUGGCAGAUAAACAUCAACAAGUAAUAUUUCCUGUGAUUGGUGGAUCUGGUGAGUAUAGCUACAGCAGACACUCAGCCUUUCAGAGAAAUGCUGUAGAGGCUGCUAAAGAAUUGAUCAACAAGGCAAUCGCUGAAAAACUUGAUUUCAACAGCUUUUCUUCUUCAAAAACUUUUAGAGUUGCUGAUUUGGGGUGCUCAGAGGGUCCGAACACAUUCGUAGCGGUGCAAAACAUUGUUGAUGCAGUGGAGCUCAAGUAUCAAAGCCAAGGACUCAGUUAUGAGCAACUUCCUGAGUUCCAAAUCUUCUUUAGCGAUGUCAAUUCCAAUAAUUUCAACAAGCUUUUCGCUUCCCUUCCUCCAGAAAGAAGAUACUUUGCAAAUGGUGUGCCGGGUUCUUUCCAUGGUCGCUUGUUUCCUAGUGCCUCUUUACACUUUGUUCAUUCUUCUUAUUCUGUCCAGAUUCUUUCUAGAGUUCCAAAAGAGGUGGAGGAUAAAAAUUCCCCUGCUUGGAACAAAGGGAGGAUUCACUACUGUAAUGCUUCAGAUGAGGUUUUCAAGGCUUACGAAGCUCAAUAUUUCAAAGACAUGGAGAGCUUCUUGAAUGCUAGAGCUAAAGAGAUAGUGCAUGGUGGUUUGAUGGCCCUUAUUGUUCCAUAUUGUCCAAAUGGGACACCUCACUCCGAAGUUUUUGUCAAUAGGGCAAUAGAACUUCUCGGGUCUAGCUUCAUGGACUUGGCCAAAAAGGGAACUAUAAGUGAAGAGAAAGUUGAUUCUUUUAACCUACCAUUAUUUAAUGCAUCUUUCCAACAUAUAGAAGGAGUUGUGAAGCAAAAUGGCUGUUUCACCAUAGAAAUGGUGGAGAACAUACCUCAAGUAAAGCCACAACCCGAAGUGUUUGCGUCUACCAUGAGAUCCGGCAUGGAGGGAAUGACAAAGGGCCAUUUUGGAGAUGAGUUUAAUUUAGACGAGCUGUUUGAUUUACUGAGCAAGAAAUUUGAAGAAUCAUUGAUCUCUACCUUUGAGCAAGAAAAAGCACUCGCUCUGUUUGUUCUGCUCAAACGCGUAGCAAACAAUUAGAAAAAAAGAGCUUGUGGGUUUUUGGGGAUGAUUAUGGAGCUAAUUUAAAAGUUCCUUUUCAGGUUAGUUACUAGCUAGGAGUGCAUAUUAGGAUUUCAAGUAGUUCUUGAAGCAAAAGAGAUUGAGAUUAAUAAAGCCUCUUACCUUGAUCUUGGGGCCUAUACUUACCUUUAUAUGUUUAGGCAGUUGGAGAUGUACCAACUAAAGAGUACUGAUAUGUUGUUGGUGUAUUUGUUGGAAAAAUAAUAAAUUACAAAUUACAAUUCAAAAGAA
Molecule: messenger RNA, 1425 nt
Organism: Ziziphus jujuba (common jujube)
Lineage: Eukaryota; Viridiplantae; Streptophyta; Magnoliopsida; Rosales; Rhamnaceae
Product: loganic acid O-methyltransferase-like
Exons: 3
Coding region: 76-1152 (358 amino acids)
Biological process (GO): methylation
Molecular function (GO): S-adenosylmethionine-dependent methyltransferase activity
Source: RefSeq, a predicted model, not a curated record